AUGGCAGCACCAAUCGACUCUGCUUGGAAGAUUAUUCCAACCUUUGGAUCACAAUCAAUACAAAAGACUAUCGAAUUCUACGUCAAUUUCCUUGGUUUCGAGCUAGGUGGAGUAAAGCCGGAGGAUGGACAUCCUUCCGAGUACACCUUCUGCUCAGUUUUUGCGGGCGAUAGAGCUGCGGCCAACAUUUACUUCUUCAAGUCAAAGGAUGAUUCCUUCAGGCCCAGCUGCGCUUACAUUGCUCUAGGCACCGAGCAGCUAGACAUUAUGUACAAUGCUAUCAAAUUUCAGAGGAACAAUGUAAUACAAGAGGACGUUCAUGAUCAGCCAUGGGGUUAUCGGCAGUUUGCUAUCAAGGAUCCUGAUGGAAACACGUUGACCUUUUUCAAAUUCCUAGAGGGCGAAAAUCCCGGCAAGGAAUAG
Fusarium poae is the source of this 423-nucleotide messenger RNA. RefSeq lists its product as uncharacterized. The coding region runs from base 1 to 423 and encodes 140 amino acids. The transcript has a single exon. NCBI's taxonomy places the organism in Eukaryota, Fungi, Ascomycota, Sordariomycetes, Hypocreales, Nectriaceae. The record is from RefSeq and is a predicted model, not a curated record.